UCUAUGAUUAACACUGGACUAGAAACUCAAGCAGGCCAACAUGCACACUUCACACAUCAACAAAUGAUGAGUGUAAAUAAGAACUUUGUCAGUAUUGAUGCCAGCACAAAAUGGUAACACAUUUUAGACAAAUUUAGAUCUUCUCAAACAUGCUUAAGAAUCCAUAAGCCAAAUGUCAUUACAAUAAGGAUUUGGAGUCUAUGUUGCUUUGCGGAUGUGAAAAACAUCUGCUUGUAAAUUCAAUAGCCACUGGAAAUGUACCUAUUCAUACAGUGGUGAAAGCAUGCAAGGAAUGUUUUUUUUUUUUUUUUUUUUUAAGUAAGCUAUUUGUUCAGGUUUAUAUUUGAGUAAACCUAGGGUAAUUUCACCUGUUUUAUAGAGUGAUCUUAGAAUAAUUAAAUGGAAAUAUUUCAAUACAAAAAGAUGCUCUUCCAAGCCAAGUUUGAAGCUCUUAUCAAGCAUCCUCGGACCAAAACAUUUAGUAUGUUGCUAUUCCGACAGGAACCUCUGGUGGCGGUAGUGCUGCUAUCGUGGUAGGCUAUAGGCUACUGCAUUGGUGUACGGUGGAUGGCUAGCGAGUUAAAUGUUCUAUGAAAGACCUACCCUACAGCUAACUACGCCCCACCUAUAUCACUUACUUGAAAAAUAACUGGGAAUAACCUAAAGAAUAACCCACAAACCUAUUUAUACCCCCUAAUCUGGGAGGAAUUUCCACUUUCCAAGACAGACAUGUCUCCAUCAGUGCGUUUGCAGGAGAUGAUCCGAGUGAUCCGCAGCGCCCGGACGCAGGGAGAGGAGCGAGGCGUCAUCCAGAGAGAAUGUGCAGCCAUCCGCGCACAGUUCCGACAGGGCGACAAUGGGAGCCGAUCACAUAACCUGGCCAAACUGCUCUAUGUGCAUAUGCUUGGGUACCCUGCACACUUUGGACAGAUGGAGUGUGUGCGACUCAUUGCCAGCCCCAGGUAUAAUGAAAAGCGCAUUGGUUACUUAGGUGCUAUGAUGCUCCUUGAUGAAAAGCAGGAUGCCAGUCUUCUCAUCACCAACUCCAUAAAGAAUGAUCUGUCCCAUAGCAGUCAGUAUGUCCAGUCUCUGGCAUUGUGCACGUUAGCCUGUAUGGGGUCGGCAGAGAUGUGUCGAGACUUGGCCCCAGAGAUAGAACGCCUCCUCAGAGCCUCCAACUCCUACAUCAAGAAGAAGGCUGCACUUUGUGCAGUGCACAUUGUGAGGAAAGUUCCAGAACUGGGAGAGCUGUUCACUCCCUCUGCGCGUUCCUUGCUUUCUGAGAAGAAUCAUGGAGUUCUACAUGGUGCUGUAGUCCUCAUCACAGAGCUGUGUGAACGCAAUUUAGACACCCUCGACCAGUGCCGGAAGGCUGUACCAGAACUUGUUCAGAUAAUGAAAGGCCUGGUGAUGUCCGGUUACUCACCAGAACACAACGUUGCUGGCAUUAGUGACCCUUUUCUUCAGGUGCGCAUCCUGCGUUUGUUAAGAAUUCUUGGACGCAAUAAUGACACUGCUAGUGAUGCCAUGAAUGACCUGCUGGCUCAGGUGGCUACGAACACAGACAGCAGUAAGACUGCAGGCAGUGCUGUCCUGUAUGAGACUGUGCUCACCAUCAUGGACAUCAAGUCAGAGAGUGGGCUCAGGGUUCUCGCCGUGAAUAUAUUGGGUAGAUUUCUUCUGAACAAUGACAGGAAUAUACGUUACGUGUCUAUGACGUCACUUCAGAAAAUAGUUCAGACGGACCACAAUGCUGUUCAGCGACACAGGGGGACCAUUGUGGACUGUCUGAAGGACCAAGAUGCAUCUGUUCAACGUCGGGCUCUGGAGCUGUCCUUGGCUCUGGUAUCCGCGGUGAACAUUCGCUCCCUGAUGAAGGAGCUCCUCCUCUUCCUCUCCAGCUGCCCCCUGGAACUGCGAGCGAACACUACCUCGGGCAUCUUCCUCGCUGCUGACCGGUAUGCACCCUCUCAGCGCUGGCACAUUGACACCAUCCUGCAUGUCCUCACCACGGCAGGGGGCGAUGUGAGGGAUGAAACGGUGCCCAAUCUGAUCCAGCUCAUCACCACAGCCUCUGACCUGCACAGCUACACCGUCCACAAGCUGUACAGGGCACUGGUGGCCGACAUCCAACAGCAAUCCCUGGUGCAGGUGGCCUGUUGGUGUAUUGGCGAGUAUGGGGACCUGCUGAUGAAGGGGGAAUGUGAGGAGACCGAGCCGGUGCAGGUGACAGAGGACGAUGUUCUGGAUGCCCUGGAGACGGUGCUGCAGUCUCACAUGUCGUCGCCGGCGACCAGAGCGUUUGCCCUAACAGCCACCAUGAAGCUCAGCACGCGCAUCACAAAUAAUGUGGAUCGUAUAAGGAGCAUUGUCAGUAUCUACGGUAGCUGCAUUGAUGUGGAACUCCAGCAGAGGGCGGUGGAGUACAACGCGCUGUUCAAAAAAUAUGAUCACAUGAGAGCUGCUGUGUUGGAGAGGAUGCCAGUGAUUGACAAGAACUCACCAGGUCAUAUUAAUGGAGACUUCACAGCAGGGGUCAAAGAGUCAGAGCUGGUCAAGGUCAAACAGGUAGAAGCUGACCGGCCUCAGGAGACAAACCAGGCCUGUGACCUGCUGGGUCUGCUGGGUGACUCGGACCAGCCCUGGCAGCCUAGCCCAGCCCAGCCCACCACGGCCCCCAGCUCUGCCAGCACCAACAUGGGUGGAGACCUCCUGGACCUGCUAGGGGGACUGGACCCCAUUCCAGCACCAGCUGUUACAGUCUACGAGAAAAACGGCUUGAGCAUUAAGCUACAGUGUGACAAGAAAAUGGAUACAGGAGUGACGGUUACCUUCACCGCCUCCAACUCCUCGGACAAUGACAUCAGCAGUUUUACUUUACAAGUGGCUGUACCCAAGAGUGUUCAGCUGCAGAUGAAGGCUCCGAGUGGUGAUGUCAUCCCAGCCCAGGGAGCAGGUCAUGUGAUUCAGACUGUCCUACUCAACAACCCCAACAAGGUGAACCUGAAGAUGCGUGUUCGUGUGCAAUACUCUAAACAAGGCUCUGUGUGUCAAGACAUGCUCCAGAUCGACUCCCUCCCCACUCCAGCCUUGCAGUGAGCUGCCUGCCUGUCUGCUCGAGAGGCCGGCGAACAUCGUCACUCUGUGGGCACCUUGUCCUCAGCCCAGCAAGAGGGGCUCUCUGUAGACUCUCUUUGGCAGCUGUAUGACUUACUGGAUGGUUGGUUUGUUUGGUGGUUUGACCACAUGCUCUUUUAACCUGACCUGAACGGAUCCAGUCACAGGCCUAAGUAGCCUGGCCUUCCUACACAUAGGGUGACCAGGUGUCCCACUCUGCAUUGUGCUGCACCGCAUUUUGACUCUUGUCCUGCAUCCUGCAUAAUAUCCCGCAUUUCCAUUGGUCAUUUGUUUUUUAAUUGUCAAAAAUAAGAAUAGCGCUACGUCAAAAGCAGCAAUCUGGCUCAUACAAAUGCAACAUAACCGGACUUUUACAAAAGCUUGGCUUUCAGCUAAUGGCUGAGAGAGUAGUAAGGCACAGUCAUGAAGGAGCAGUGAUGGCUGUCAAUCAAACUGUGCAGACGAGAGGCCAGUUAACUCGUACGUACCCCUACGUCACAAAAAAAAAAAACUUACACAGGUGUUUACAAGCCGAAAGGCAGAAUACAAAUGUUUCUUUUUCAGCUAGAUGGACAUUAUCAAAGUUUUAGGUUUCCACUUAGCAUUGGUAACAUAUUGCCCCACACAAACGUACUACUUGUCCUACAUUUGGUCUGUUUGCAUCUGGUCACCAAACCUAAACAUCAUAAUUCAGUGCGGUUAUUGUGGUCUGGCCAGCUUGUAUGGGGAUUGAGCGUUGUUUAUUAUCAUAAUGAGAUUCCACCAUGGAAAUUUGGAAGAGUGGUGGAGCCAAAACUGCGCUGAGGUAUUGAGUAACAAUACCAGACAGCUGAUAUGGUACUCCUCAAGAGCAAAGUGCUUCUCAUGACUGUACCUGCAGACCCACAUAGUACCCCCAUGCCUGUGUCUAGUUUUUAAGCAAAAUCAGAACUCCCUGGAGGAUUACAUCCAUUGCCACAUAGGUGAAUACUUCCAAGGCUAUGUAACACCUCCCUAUAGGCUAUAUGAAGCCAUGUCUAAAGCCAUAUUUUUGCGGAUUGCGCCUGAUUCAUGAUUGACUGUAAGGAAUGUGCUGAAGAAAAGAAUAAUACAUAUUACAUUUAGUCUUUUUAAUUACUGCUUUCAUCCAAAGCAUUUUAAAGCAAAGAUUAUAAUUCAUAAUCUUUUAUUCAAAUUACAGUGGAGCCAUACAUACUGUGAGUGCUGGUGUUUGUGUGUAACUCCUUGGUACCGCUGUCAACAUAUCCCACUGGCUUUGCUACAGCUUUAACGCCGCUAUUCAUUAUAGGUCCUAUUUCCUGGUCCAGAGAACAUUGCUGCUCUUUGGUCAGUUAGAGCCACAUGAUCACGAUCCCUGAAUGCCUUACCCACUUUUUUAUAUGCCUCUUUUCUUCAGCCCCUUUAAGGGCUACUACCUAUCUUAAGUGCUACAUGGAUUUACGUUUCCUCUAUUUUAAUGACCGCAGAAUUACUCUCCCAAUUGGUGGGAUAAUCCCACAACCAGUAUAUUUUCUGAAUGCUAAACCCAGUGCACUCUCCUCAUUGGAUCAGUUCACUUUUUAAUCAUUCACUAGGGUUACUAGGGCAACAUUUCAAGCAAAACCGAACAUGCUAUUACAGGUCCAGUUUGUGAUGUCACAUCAGUAUUUUCUAACUCAUCAUAUUGACACUGUCAAAUCCAAUGCCUUCAAAACUUAAAAUGGUCAGAAAAUAAUUUCCCUGGGUUAAAAAUUAAAAAGUGUUUUACAGUAACUCUUCAUUUCAGAUAUUUUAUGAAGCAUGUACAAUAUUAUUUGGGAAUACAGUAAAUCUCAGUGUGUUUGACAGCAGUCAGAUCCCUUUAUGGAAGUGUUUGUACAGAGGACCCUACUUUUCUUCUAUGAGUAAUAAAGCACAACCAGUCUCCUGUACAUGUACAUUCAAGAGACAGGGAUACACAUGAAUCAUUCAGGCAAGUGGUUUAUCUGGAUAGACACCAUCGGCACAACCAGGGAAGAUUGUGGAAGUGAAGAUUUCUUUGUUUGAAGUGAGUUUGGAUUUGUCCUGUGUCAUUUUUAAAUAAAGUUUAUUGUAAACCUCUGUGA
This is a messenger RNA of Clupea harengus (Atlantic herring), 5201 nucleotides long. RefSeq names its product adaptor related protein complex 1 subunit gamma 2 (gene ap1g2). NCBI's taxonomy places the organism in Eukaryota, Metazoa, Chordata, Actinopteri, Clupeiformes, Clupeidae. Gene Ontology annotation, cellular component: membrane coat; AP-1 adaptor complex; Golgi apparatus. The record is from RefSeq and is a predicted model, not a curated record. Gene Ontology annotation, biological process: intracellular protein transport; vesicle-mediated transport.